CUGGGGUUGAGGCGAGACCCUCUGCUGUCCAAGGCACCGGUGGGCAGGGGUUGUGCAAGGCGAGGCAAGGCGACGCGCUGCCUUCGAAAGCCCGGCGAUCACUCACAGUCGCCAGCGGGCCAGGCGCGGGCUAGUGCCGCGCGCUCCUUUUUCAGCAGUGUGGCGGGCCCGCACUCCCGCCCGCCGCGGCGGCUGGGAGCCGUUUGCGACAGUGGGGGUGGCGGCGGCUUUGCGGCCGGCUCGGGUCGGGCGUGCUUGACGGCAGUGUGGCGCAGGCCCCGCCCGCGGCGGCGGAACAUGUCCGAGAGGGAGGCGGCGGCGGCAGCGGCGGGAAGCGACAUGCCUGCAGCCAAGAAGCAGAAGCUGAGCAGCGACGAGAACAGCAACCCGGACCUGUCCGGGGACGAGAACGAUGAUGCUGUCAGUGUAGAAAGUGGUACAAAUACAGAACGCCCCGAUACACCUACCAAUACCCCUAAUGCACCUGGAAGGAAAAGCUGGGGGAAGGGAAAAUGGAAGUCAAAGAAGUGUAAAUACUCCUUCAAGUGUGUGAAUAGUCUCAAGGAAGAUCACAACCAGCCACUGUUUGGGGUUCAGUUUAACUGGCACAGCAAAGAAGGGGAUCCAUUAGUGUUCGCAACUGUAGGAAGCAACAGAGUCACCUUGUAUGAAUGUCACUCACAAGGAGAAAUCCGGUUGUUGCAGUCUUAUGUGGAUGCUGAUGCUGAUGAAAAUUUUUACACUUGUGCAUGGACAUAUGAUAGUAAUACCAGCCAUCCUCUGCUGGCUGUGGCUGGAUCUAGAGGCAUAAUUAGGAUUAUUAAUCCCAUAACAAUGCAGUGCAUAAAGCACUAUGUUGGUCAUGGAAAUGCUAUUAAUGAGCUGAAGUUCCACCCAAGGGAUCCAAAUCUUCUCCUGUCAGUAAGUAAAGAUCAUGCUUUGCGACUAUGGAAUAUCCAAACAGACACUUUGGUGGCAAUAUUUGGUGGUGUGGAAGGGCACAGAGAUGAAGUUCUGAGUGCUGAUUAUGAUCUUUUGGGUGAAAAAAUAAUGUCCUGUGGUAUGGACCACUCUCUUAAACUUUGGAGGAUUAAUUCCAAGAGAAUGAUGAAUGCAAUUAAGGAAUCUUAUGAUUAUAACCCAAACAAAACUAACAGGCCAUUUAUUUCUCAGAAAAUCCACUUUCCUGACUUUUCUACCAGAGACAUACAUAGGAAUUAUGUGGAUUGUGUGCGAUGGUUAGGUGAUUUGAUACUUUCCAAGUCUUGUGAAAAUGCCAUUGUGUGCUGGAAACCUGGGAAGAUGGAAGAUGAUAUAGAUAAAAUUAAACCCAGUGAAUCUAAUGUGACUAUUCUUGGGCGAUUUGAUUAUAGUCAGUGUGACAUUUGGUACAUGAGGUUUUCUAUGGAUUUCUGGCAAAAGAUGCUUGCAUUGGGCAAUCAGGUUGGCAAACUUUAUGUUUGGGAUUUAGAAGUUGAAGAUCCUCACAAAGCUAAAUGUACAACACUGACUCAUCAUAAAUGUGGAGCUGCUAUUCGGCAAACCAGCUUUAGCAGAGACAGCAGCAUUCUCAUAGCUGUUUGUGAUGAUGCCAGUAUUUGGCGAUGGGACCGUCUUCGAUAAAAUACCUUUUCCUAAUCAGAAUUAGAGUGUGUUUUCUGUGUAAAGUAGAACUAAUGUAUCUUGCUAGUAAGGUCUCUUAAAGCCAUUAAAGUUGUCUAUCAGCAUUCAAUCAGGCUGAGCUGAAUGUAGUGAUGUUUACAUUGUUUACAUUCUUUGUACUGUCUCCUGCUCAGACUCUACUGCUUUUAAUAAAAAUUUAUUUUUGUAAAAUUGUGUUACUCUAGCUUAUUUUCAUUGUGAUGAAAAGAACUGUUGAAAGUAAUAAAUGUAUGCCUUACCUUUUUGUAAUGAUCUUUAUUUUUGUAGACAUACACUGCAGUAAAGUAUAAGCUCCAGAUGGGAUGUAAA
Erinaceus europaeus (western European hedgehog) is the source of this 1971-nucleotide messenger RNA. RefSeq names its product embryonic ectoderm development (gene EED). Gene Ontology annotation, molecular function: protein binding; nucleosome binding. Lineage: Eukaryota; Metazoa; Chordata; Mammalia; Eulipotyphla; Erinaceidae. The record is from RefSeq and is a predicted model, not a curated record. Gene Ontology annotation, biological process: negative regulation of transcription by RNA polymerase II. Gene Ontology annotation, cellular component: ESC/E(Z) complex. The transcript has 12 exons. The coding region runs from base 298 to 1623 and encodes 441 amino acids.